AUGGAAUCUCAAACUGAUUUGGAUCAUGAAAGCGGUCGCACCUUUAAAAAGUUGCAACGCUCUCAAUGGGCUGAUCACUUCCUCAACGUUCCGGUAGAUGAAUUGGAAUUAGAUGUCAUUGCAAGCGAACUUGAAGCAAUCAAGCCCAUCGUCAGGGACAUGCUCAUGUCCUUUUCUAAAGAAGAAAAUCACGAAUCGGUGAAGAGGAAAAUUCUUUUGAUUUAUGUGAUGAUCAGUCUUGGUCUUGCAUAUCAUUUUGAGGAUGAGAUCGAAGAGACCUUGGCACACGCCUUUGAAAAGAUAGAUGAUAUGAUCGCAGAUGAACAUGAUCUUUACACAAUCUCCAUCUUCUUUUGGGUUUUCAGAACAUAUGGUCAUAACAUGUCGUCUGAUGUGUUCAAGAGAUUCAAAGGGGCGGACGGAAAGUUAAUGGACUCCUUAACCAAGAAUGCAAAGGGCAUGUUGAGUUUAUACGAAGCCGCUCAUUUAAGGACGACGAGAGAUUAUAUAAUGGAUGAAGCGCUGAGCUUCACAACGAGACAUCUUGAGUCGUUGGUAGCAGGAGCAAGCCCUCAUCUCUCCAGGCUUAUACACAAUGCUCUUGGUCUAUCUCAACAUUGGAACAUGGAGAUACUAGUUGCGAUGGAGUAUAUCUCAUUCUACGAACAAGAAGAAGACCAUGAUGAGAUGUUACUCAAGUUCUCCAAGCUCAAUUUCAAGUUACUACAACUUCUAUACAUUAAGGAGCUCAAAAUGGUGACAAAAUGGUACAAGGAAUUCCAGUUUGCAUCUAAGUUGCCACCUUAUUUCAGAAACAGAAUUGUGGAGUCACAUUUUUUUGUGAUAUCUAUGUACUUUGAGCCACAAUUCUCACGUGUGAGGAUUAUGUUGACUAAGUUGUACACGGUAUUAACCAUUGUUGACGACACCUUUGAUAGAUAUGCAUCUAUAUCUGAAGCUGUAAGCCUCGCCAAUAGUAUAGAAAGGUGGGCUCCUGAUGAAGACACGGAUAGGCAACCAAAUUAUUUGAGGUUCGUGUUUAAAUUUGUAUUGGAUGUAUUCAAAGACUUUCAAGGAGAAAUGGAGCCAGAAGGAAGGUCUUACAGCUUGAAAUAUACAGUAGAAGAGUUCAAAAGAUUCGUGAAAUCCAACCUUGACCUUGCCAAAUGGGCGCACGUCGCUCACGUUCCUAGCUUUGAGGAUUACAUGGAGGUUGGUGAGGUUGAGUUCGGGGUGUAUAUGGUUAUGGCAGGCACUUUGAUGCGUAUGGAACAUGCUACUGAGGAAUCUUACGAAUGGCUCAAAUCCAGACCUAAACUCAUUCAGUCAAUAGCUAUAAACGCACGUCUGAUGAAUGACAUGACCGGUUUCGAGGAUGACAUGAGUAGAGGAUAUGUAACUACUGGGAUGAACUGUUAUAUGAAGCAAUAUGGAGUCACAAAAAGCGAAGCUUUUAGAGAGCUUCAUAAAAUGCGUGUAGACAACGAGACGAUAGUGAACGAAGAGUUGUUGAAGACCAAAAAUGUGCCAAGACGAAUUCUCAAGGAAGCCAUCAAUUGCGCACGCAUGACCAGAGUUGCUUAUGCCUACGGUGAAGGAUUUACCCAUCCUGAAGGCAAAAUUAAAGACUUUAUUAGCUCUCUUUAUCUUGAUCAGAUUCGUCUGUGA
This is a messenger RNA of Arabis nemorensis, 1668 nucleotides long. The record is from the annotation of a GenBank genome assembly. NCBI's taxonomy places the organism in Eukaryota, Viridiplantae, Streptophyta, Magnoliopsida, Brassicales, Brassicaceae.